AAAAAAGUUUGGCCGCGAUCCAGAUUUUUUUUUUUGCAGCAGCUUUGGAACAGCUUUUCCAGCAGCCAGCCAAUUCCAGCACGCAAAACUGAAGUGAAUUCGCCGAUUUCACUCGAAUAUUUUGCAUUUUUUUGCAUAUCACAUAUUCCAGGAAAAUACAGAAUUACCCUGGCUGUGGUACAAUUCACCUGUUUAUCAUAAUCCAACCGACCAAUUGGCAGCAGCAUCAAAUACCCUUCUUUAUCAGAUCCCGGUCCAUAUAAUUUUCAAUCGAUAAGGAAAAAGGAAGAGAUUCCUCUUCCCCACGCGAACCAUCCUCGACCCUCUCUCUCUCUCUCUCCUUCCUUCCUCACGACAACCUCAGUACCCCUCCAAUCCCCUCCAAACAACACACAACGAAACCAUGUCUACCAAGAGGAAAGCGCUCUCCCUGGCCAAGCCGGUGGUCAAGCCCAGCGCCAAAGUCGCAACCAAGUCCAAGAUCGACGAGACAAGGACGGCCGUCUCGACCGGCCCAGCACCAAAGUCGACUACCACCAAGGCCGCCGCCCCAGAGACCAUUGAGAUUUCCAGCGACUCCUCCAGCCACUACAGCGACUCGGACAAUGAGGACGUGAACAGCGACAACGAGGAGGAGGCCGUCGACGCUGCUCCCGAGAAGAAGCAGACCACCACCACCACCACCGAGCCCACUGCCCAACAAGACCAAGAGAGCAACGACAACAACGACGACGAUGACGAUGCCUCCCCUACAUUCGGCGAUCUCGCCCGCGGCAACGCCACCAUCGACGUCGCCUCCGCUCUCGCCGCCCAACAAGAAGCUGCCGCCGCCGCUACCACCAAAAACAACAACACCAUCACGGUCCAGCGCCCCAACGGUAGCAGCACCACUACCAUCUCGGCCACCUCCCUCGGCACCGUGCUCAACCAAGCCCUGCGCACCGACGACUCGGACCUGCUCGAAUCGUGCCUGCAGACGUCCGACCCCAAGAUCAUCACCAACACCAUCACGCGCAUGGACUCGGCCCUCGCCGGCGUCUUGCUCUCCAAGCUCGCGGCCCGCAUGCAUCGUCGCCCCGGCCGCGCCUUUGGGCUGAUGAAGUGGAUCCAGACCACCCUCGUCGCGCACGGCGGGAGCUUGGUUGCGCAGCCUGAGGUGGUGGCGCGGCUGGGCGAGCUGAAUCGCGUGCUGGAGGAGCGGGCGAGGGGUCUCCCUGCGCUGUUGGCGCUCAAGGGAAAGCUGGAUAUGCUGGAUCAGCAGAUGCGGUGGAGGAAGUUUGUGAAGCAGGGUGGUGCGGCGAAGGAGGAGCAGCAGGAAGGAAAUGAAGAAGGAGAGGAGGAGGAGGAGGAGGAUGUUGAUGAGCCGGGUGUGGUGUAUGUGGAGGGUGAUGAGGAGGGUACUGCCAACGGUGCUGCCGCCGAGGAAGACUUUGCGCUUAUAGAUGUUGGUGCGGAUGGCGAGUCGGAUGAGGAGGAGGGUGAUGAGGAUGAGGAGGAUGAUAGUGAUGAGGAGGACGAUGAGGAGUUUGAUGAUGCGGAGAGCCUGGAUGAGGAUGAGGUUGAUCAUGAUGAUGUUGAGGAGAGCGGCGAUGAGGAUGAUGAGGAUGAGGAUGACGAGGAGGAGGAGGAGGAUGAUGAUGCGCCACCAGCCAAGGUGCAGAAGACGUCUAGCAAAUUCGCAAAGAGAAAGUAAAGACGGGACGGGACGGUAUGAAGGAUGUGGUGUAAAGGUAAAAUGCUGGUGAUGGGGCCAUGGCCGUUGUUGUCAUUUGUCACAUACAUAUCCCGUCAGGUUUCGCAUCCUUUGGGGUUAAGGAGUUUAUAAUCAUGUGUCCUUUUUCUGGUUUCUAUCUUGGUUUUUUUUGUGUGUAAUUUUGUUGUAGAAAAUGGGGGACUUUGAGUAACUGCUGUAGUGGUGUUGAACAUACAUACAUACAUACAUACCUUGGGUGAAAUAGUUGCUUGGUAAAUAUAGAC
This is a messenger RNA of Neurospora crassa OR74A, 1977 nucleotides long. RefSeq lists its product as hypothetical. Lineage: Eukaryota; Fungi; Ascomycota; Sordariomycetes; Sordariales; Sordariaceae. Gene Ontology annotation, biological process: maturation of SSU-rRNA from tricistronic rRNA transcript (SSU-rRNA, 5.8S rRNA, LSU-rRNA). Gene Ontology annotation, cellular component: nucleolus. The transcript has a single exon. The record is from RefSeq and is a predicted model, not a curated record. Bases 404 to 1693 code for a protein of 429 amino acids.